AUGGGUGCCGGACAAUCUCAGCCACUUGCGUUGUCACCAGAGCCGCAGGCGAGCCCAGAGGAGCGAGCACAGGCGCAAGAAGAGAUGCGCGCAAAGCAGCAGGCUGCAUUGGACAAGCGCCUUACGAAUCAGCAGAGAAGGCCAUCACCAUCGCCGGUUGAGAAUGCGUCACGAUCAAGCAGUAGCACAAAGAAGCUGAGCGCGCUGGAGCAGAUGAGUCGAGAGAACAUUGGAUGGCGCAAUGCAGACGCCAAUCAUGAGAUGAGGAGUUGGAACUGA
Molecule: messenger RNA, 279 nt
Organism: Boeremia exigua
Lineage: Eukaryota; Fungi; Ascomycota; Dothideomycetes; Pleosporales; Didymellaceae
Exons: 2
Coding region: 1-279 (92 amino acids)
Source: RefSeq, a predicted model, not a curated record